AAAAAGAAAAUGUCGGAUAUCUUUUUACGUCAAAUUUGUCACACCUUUUAACGAUAAUUCUGAAGUCGUCAACCUUUUGCAGCGAUUUGACCGAGUGUCUCCUUCAUUUAGGAAGGAAGAAGAUGGAGAUGGCUGGAGAGAUAAUUCACCUGAACGUCGGUGGGUCCAGAUUUUCCACUUCUCGUCAGACUUUAACAUGGAUCCCCGAUUCUUUUUUCACCAGUAUGCUGAGUGGUCGAAUUUCAACACUGAAAGACGAAACGGAUGCCAUAUUCAUCGACCGAGAUCCACAACUCUUUACUGUUAUCCUCAACUUCCUGAGAACGAAAGAGGUACAUCUGAAGAACGUUGAUCUUCCAGCUCUUCGACAUGAAGCCGAAUUCUAUGGCAUCACUCCACUGGUUCGCCGAUUGAUGCUAUGCGAGGACUUGGAUUGCGCUUCAUGUGGAGAUGUACUGUUCCAUGGGUACCUCCAACCACCACUACCGCCAGUCGCUGAAGGUAUGUCGACAUCCUCAGACAGCAGCUUGGACAACAGUGAACCACCCUGCAGACCAGGAACUGCUUUGAGAGUUUCGGAUGGUGCUUCAGCUUCAUGCCCUGUCCAUUCCAGAAAUUCUUCUCUUGAUGCUCGAGCAUCUCACUCAAGACAGGGUUCAAAUGAUUGGAGGAUAAAAGACCAGAUGAGAAACUCAUCUUCUGAUUUACGCCACUCAAGAAAUUCAUCCCUUGAUCUGACGAAAACCUUCUGUAACAAGGAUACAUCCACACAUACAUCCUUUGUGGAUCCACUCAGAGUUACUAUGGUUCGCGGACAUCAUAACUGGAUAUGCAUAGCCUACCCACACUUUGUCUGUUGCUACAGAAUGAAGGACUCGACUGGAUGGCAUCUCAUCUGGGUCAGCCCCCAUAUGGAGCCCCAAGUUGAAAGAAUAGCCAUCAAUGCGAAAGUGCUGAAUCCGAAUCAAGACAACACACAUAAAAUGGUCACAGCAUCAACAGCAAAUCUCAUCCAUCUUUGGUCUAUCAGUGAUGAAGGGGAAAGUAGAGAAAUAGGUGUGUUUAACCUGAACGUGUCUGUUGACUCACUUUUCUUUAUUGGAAGUCAGUUGGUAGCUCUGAGUCAGACCGGAAAAGUUGGAGUUUGGCAUUCCAUGACUCAGCACUGGCAGAUUCAGGAUGUUGUCCCGAUAAGAAGCUACGAUACUGCUGGCUCCUUCCUCCUCCUGGGCUGUAAUAAUGGCUCCAUCUACUACAUUGACAUGCAGAAGUUCCCUCUGAGAAUGAAAGACAAUGAUCUGCUGGUGACUGAACUGUACAAGGACCCUAAUAAUGAUAUGGUUACAGCUCUCAGUGUCUACCUCACCCCGAAAACAAGCUUAAGUGGAAACUGGAUUGAGAUUGCAUACGGCACCAGCUCGGGGACUGUUCGUGUCAUUGUUCAGCAUCCAGAAACGGUUGGUCAUGGUCCACAACUGUUUCAAACAUUCACAGUGCAUCGCAGUCCUGUUACAAAGGUUAUGCUGUCCGAGAAGCACCUGGUGUCAGCUUGCUCCGAGUAUAAUCACGUCCGAAGCUGGAGUGUGACACGUUUCAGGGGAAUGAUCUCAACUCAGCCUGGAUCAACACCCCUUGCAUCCUUCAAGAUUGUUUCCCUUGAAGACCUUGACCCUCAUAUCAGCUAUUCUGCUGGAAAUGACUUUGGUCCGUUCGGAGAACGGGAUGACCAGCAGGUCUUCAUACAGAAAGUAGUCCCUGAAACUGACCAGCUGUUUGUGCGACUGUCUUCAACUGGACAGCGAGUUUGCGUGAUUAAAUCAGUGGACACCAGCACAGUAAGUGCAUUCUGUGUUCACGAAUGUGAAGGCUCUAAUCGAAUGGGAUCUCGACCUCGACGAUAUCUUUUCACAGGGCACUCAAAUGGAAGCAUUCAGAUGUGGGAUCUGACAACUGCUCUUGAUUUGAUGAACAAAACAGAACAAAUCCCAGUGGUUGGAGGCCCCAACCCAUGUGAGCUGGUUCGCCUCCUAGACCAGUGUGACCUCAGCUCCUCACGCUGUUCCACCCCAUGUCUCAGCCCAUCACCGUCGCUGCUCACCGGCCCCGGCUUCCAGAUGACAGGGAUGAAGCUCCGAGCUUCCAUGGCGGUACAUAGCUCCAUCUCCGGCAGUCACCAGAGCCUCAUCCAGAUAGCAGGCGCGGAGGAGGGUGCAGAGGGGGGAGCCAGGAACACACUACCCAGACCAACACCCCAAGUUACCAAAUUUUAGCUUGGGUCAAAUUAUUGAUCUAAAAUAUAUUGUUUUGUAUAAGUGACAAUAACAACAUUAGCAUGAUUAAACAUGUUGAAGAUUGAGCAUGAACGUCAAGGGGUCCUUGUCAGUAAGAUGUGGAGAGUCCCAAGAUGAUGCAUAUUCAAGUAUGUGACUCAACUUUUGAUAAGGAUUAUGAGCAUCCAGGUGGGGCCGGAUAGUGUCAGAUAGCUUGAAUAUGUUGUGAUACGAAUAGUUUUUUAUAUUGGCAUGUAACUGAAGCAUGUGCAGCUUAUUUCAAGUUGAUUCAACAUAAAUACUCAGUGCAGUAAGUUUUGUGUUACGUCACAGUGUGACAUAUCUCCUCUAAUGUUGAGUAGUAUAGAAUCCGUGAAGAUGCUGGGUAG
Haliotis rufescens (red abalone) is the source of this 2659-nucleotide messenger RNA. Its product is annotated as BTB/POZ domain-containing protein KCTD3-like. Gene Ontology annotation, biological process: protein homooligomerization. Bases 123 to 2270 code for a protein of 715 amino acids. The transcript has a single exon. Gene Ontology annotation, molecular function: protein binding. The record is from RefSeq and is a predicted model, not a curated record. NCBI's taxonomy places the organism in Eukaryota, Metazoa, Mollusca, Gastropoda, Lepetellida, Haliotidae.